This is a messenger RNA of Antechinus flavipes (yellow-footed antechinus), 2493 nucleotides long. It is a transcript of the gene VIT, whose product is annotated as vitrin. The transcript is spliced from 14 exons. The record is from RefSeq and is a predicted model, not a curated record. The coding region runs from base 15 to 2051 and encodes 678 amino acids. Gene Ontology annotation, biological process: extracellular matrix organization; positive regulation of cell-substrate adhesion. Gene Ontology annotation, cellular component: interstitial matrix. NCBI's taxonomy places the organism in Eukaryota, Metazoa, Chordata, Mammalia, Dasyuromorphia, Dasyuridae.
CCAUUCUGAUAUUUAUGGGAAUUGCUGUUCUCGCUAUGAAGGCAUCUGUUAUUGAAAUGUUCCUUGUAUUGUUGCUGAUUGGAACUUCUGGAUCUAAAGAAGUCACAAAAAAGAGUAAAAAGCCAAAAUUUUCUGUGCCUCAGAUCAACUGUGAUGUCAAGGCUGGGAAGAUAAUUAAUCCUGAGUUUAUUGCGAAAUGUCCAGCUGGAUGUCAAGACCCCAAAUACCAUGUUUAUGGCACUGACAUUUACGCAUCAUAUUCCAGUGUCUGUGGCGCUGCUGUUCACAGUGGUGUAGUUGAUAAUUCAGGAGGAAAAAUCCUUGUUCGAAAAGUUGCUGGACAAUCUGGAUACAAAGGAAGUUACUCCAAUGGAAUACGAUCACUGUCCCUGCCCCGGUGGAGAGAAUCUUUCAUAAUCUCAGAAGGUAAACAAAAAAGAGGCAUGACCUACCCAUCAACUCUUGAAUAUUCAUCUCCUAGAAGCUCAGUUGUUGCUAAAACAGAUGAAACAACAAAGCCCUAUCAGAAGUCUACAAUCCUUGUCUCAACCACGCCACUGCCAACUAUGACCACCCGAGUGCCUGCCGCUACCCCAGCCGAAGCCAUGGGUACCUCCCCAAAUCCGUGGACCCCUCUGGACACCACCACCAUGUCUACCUCCACCAUCACUGCCAGACUUCAGCCUGCAGGCCACAGGAUCAGAGACAUGGGAUUCAGGUCCACUGCAGCCUAUGCAGGCAACCACAGUAUCACUCGGGUCCACCCAGCUAGAGAGACAGGCUCCUGGAAACCUGGACUGGCCCUUUUGGAUGCAGGAGCAAGGCCAAAUGAAGAAUUAAAGAUGACAUCUGUGGAACCAGCAUCCAAGGGAGAUCCAAAUUGCAAAGUUGAUUUGUCCUUUUUAAUUGAUGGGAGCUGGAGCAUUGGCAAGCGACGUUUUCGAAUCCAGAAGCAGUUCUUAAAGGACAUCAGUCAAGCUCUUGACAUAGGCCCAGCUGGUCCACUCCUGGGUAUUGUACAAUAUGGAAAUGACCCUUCCAUGGAAUUUAACCUCAAGACUCAUGUGGAUUCCAAGGAUCUGAAGGCAGCCAUAGAGAAAAUUUCUCAGAAAGGCGGGCUUUCCAAUGUGGGCCGGGCCCUUUCUUUUGUUACCAAAAACUUCUUUUCCAAUGCCAAUGGAAACAGAGGGGGAGCUCCCAAUGUGGCCAUAGUGAUGGUAGAUGGUUGGCCCACAGAUAAGGUGGAGGAGGCUUCAAGACUCGCCAGAGAAUCCGGAAUCAACAUUUUUUUCAUCACCAUUGAAGGUGCUGUUGAAAAUGAGAAGCAGAAUGUGAUAGAGCCCAACUUUGUGAACAAGGCUGUCUGCAGACAAAACGGCUUCUAUUCCUUCAAUGUGCCGAGCUGGUUCAGCCUCCAUAAGAUCGUGCAACCCCUGGUGAAACGGGUCUGCGACACCAACCGCCUGGCCUGCAGCAAGACCUGCUUAAACUCGGCCGACGUGGGCUUCGUCAUCGACGGCUCCAGCAGCGUGGGCACCGGGAACUUCCGCACCCUGCUCCAGUUUGUUGCCAACCUCAGCAAGGAGUUUGAGAUUUCGGACACGGACACGCGCAUCGGGGCUGUGCAGUACACCUACGAGCAACGGCUGGAGUUUGGGUUUGAUAAGUACGGCACCAAGCCAGAUCUCCUGAACGCCAUCAAGCGGGUCAAUUACUGGAGUGGCGGGACCAGCACGGGAGCCGCCAUCAACUACGCCUUGGAACACCUCUUCAAAAAAUCCAAGACCAACAAAAGAAAAUUAAUGGUCCUCAUCACAGACGGCAGAUCCUAUGACGACGUACGAGUACCGGCCAUGGCUGCUCAUCAAAACGGGGUGAUCACCUAUUCUAUAGGAAUCGCUUGGGCAGCUCAGGAUGAAUUGGAAAUAAUCGCUACCCAUCCUACCAAGGACCACUCCUUCUUUGUAGAUGAAUUUGAUGACCUCUACAAAGUUGUUCCCAAGAUAAUCCAGAACAUUUGUACAGAGUUCAACUCCCAACCACGGAAUUGAGUCAAAAACACCUCUGGACUGGUAGCUUCUCCCAACAGUCAAACAAGAGCCACUGAAAUAUUUUUCGGAAGGUCCCUGGCAAAGAUCCAAAGGGUAGUAGUGCCAGGAUUCUUCAGACACCUUUCACCCUUGGGAAAGGCUCACUUAUUAGUUGGGUGGAGGUUCAUACCUUUUUCUUUUUUUUUCUUUUUCUUUUAUUUAGCUAGCUUCAAACUUGGUGUUAGGUUGGGAGAAAGCUGACAUUUCUAGAAUGAGCCAAAUUGAUAAGUCCUUGUAUCUGGAAACUCAUGCUUUGCCAUCAGAAGAAAUGUUUUUAUUAGAGUAGUGAAUCCAUGACAAGGUGAGGCUGGGACUUUGGAUAGAUGAAUAUUUCCAUCAGCAAAUAACUCUUAUUUUAAUUGUUGUGUUCACCCUGAGUCUGUAUCAUGAUCAUAUAGGAUUU